AUGUCGAGUACCCGGAGUACAAGGUCCGGCUCAUACCGGGCAAUGAGUCUGACAGAGGUCGAAUUGCUCUACGCCAAAUCCAAAGUGUAUCUUCAUCCUACAACUUCCAAAAAAGACAACAUUCCUGGGUUUUUGACACUUUCUCGUCCAGCAAAUGGUACAAAUUUGGAUGUUUUGUUGCUGUUUACUCCCGAAAAUCAACUAUCGGCGGAAGAGAGAUCAAUUUACGAAAACGUGGACGUAGAAGACAUCGACUUGGAUUUGCAAGCACUCAACUCCAUUGGAUUUGCUGCAUUCUCAGCAGAGGCAUCAAGUGCUGCAAAGACUGCGGUGACACGUAUCAUUCCCAGGCCGUCAUCGUCGCUGUUGAGUGGAUAUUCUUUUUCUGCGGCUCUUUCGUUCAUCUAUUCGAUCCAAGUAAGGAACCCUUCGGCCGGAUACUGGUAUGGAUCGCUAGUCAUCAACACACAGGAUGGCGAGAAGUUUCCAAUAGUGUUUUUCCACGAUGACGAGUCACCUUCUUCUAAUUCUAGUCAGAGAUUGAAGAACCGUAGAUUCGAUCCGUUCGACGAAAACGGCCAGCUAUAUUGGGGUGGUAAGCAUUUUAUGAUGAUUUUAGAAAAGUUCGUCAAUGUCCAAAAGUCUACCGUUGCUUCAUCAGUGUAUUUGAUCAAUCCAGAACUGAACGAUUUGCGGAAUUUUGCUCCUUUCAAAGUGAAAGAUGUUCCUGAGCCAAACAAAAAGCUGAUCGAACCGUUCAAGUUGCCUGACCUUACCAACGUGAAUAAAUUUAUCGCCACGGCCAAAUGGAAGGUAUUAGAGACUGUUGCCACUAUCACGGCUAGAACCAAGUCACAAGUCAUGGAUAUCAUUGAAGACAAUGCUCCAUUAUCUGUGAAGCAGAUCAUGAACAAACCAGAAGUGCAAAAGAUUGGUGAUGAAUUCGAUCUGGCGCGGGUUUAUUUGGCCAAAUGGGCUCAACAGGUGAAGGAGGAAGCGGAAGAGUCCCAGCGUAAGAAUUUGCUUAACAACGACAUUUAUAACAAGAUCAACAAUGAGUUGGGAUCCAACGAACUAUUGACCGAUGAGGAAAUCAGCCAAACAUCAAGAAGAAAAGAGAUCAACCAACAGGAGUGGGAGUCAUUUUUUGACUAUAGCGGUCGUCUUUGUUUGACUGCUGAUGAAGUCAAGUCAAGAAUAUUCCAUGGAGGUUUGGAAGAUUCUGUUAGAAAGGAAGCGUGGUUGUUUUUGUUGGGCAUCUACCCGUGGGAUUCUUCAACAGAAGAACGAAUUUUGUUGAGAAAGUCAUAUGAAACAGCUUAUGAAGAAUUGAAAUUGAGAUGGAUAGAGGAUGAUGACAAGAGAGCGACAGAAUUUUGGAAGGAUCAGAAGCAUAGAAUCGAGAAGGAUGUCAACCGUACGGACCGUCAGUUGCCCAUUUUCCAGAAUCCCAAGAAGUCGACUUCUAAUGCAGAAAGUGGAGAUAAUGCUACGAGGGAAUCCAGUCCUGAGACUCCAGAUGAAGAAGAAUUGGAUGACGAGUUCGAUAUAUCUAACAUCAGAAACCCUCAUUUGUACAUCAUGAGAGAGAUAUUGUUGACUUACAACGAGCACAAUCUCAAUUUGGGCUAUGUUCAAGGAAUGACGGACUUGUUGUCUCCCUUGUACGUGACUUUCCAGGACGAAUCGUUGACAUUUUGGGCCUUUACCAAGUUCAUGCAAAGAAUGGAAAGAAACUUUGUAAGGGAUCAAUCGGGCAUGAAGUUGCAAAUGAGCACAUUGAACAAGUUGUUGCAGUUUAUGUUGCCAGAGCUCUACAAGCAUUUGGACAAAUGCAAUUCUAUUGACUUGUUUUUCUUCUUUAGGAUGUUGCUCGUGUUAUUUAAGCGUGAGUUGGAGUGGCCACAGGUGUUGCGGCUAUGGGAAAUCUUGUGGACUGACUGCUACUCGAGUCAGUUUCAUCUUUUCUUUGCAUUGGCGAUUUUGAGUGACAACGAAAGAAUCAUCAUGCAGAACUUGAAGCAGUUCGACGAGGUGUUGAAGUACAUGAACGAUUUGCUGAUGACGUUGCAUUUGGAUCCAUUGUUGAUUAGAAGCGAGCUUUUGUUCUUGAAGUUCAAGAGAAUGAUCGACAUCAUCGACCGUGAAAACAGCAUCAAGAAAUUGAACUCGGAUGUGUACAUGCGGAGAUCUAGCAGUGCCAGUAACAGCUCUGUGAAGAGCAAUGAAAUGAUUGAAGUGAGCGAUGAUUUGAGACAACUUCUCAGUAGAGAAUUGGUUAUUCAGAAGGAAGUUCCACGUCCCGAGGGAGUCGGUGGAGGGUGAAUUUGGUUUUGAAUUUGGUUACAUUGGGGUGGUUUGUUUAUGGAAUUUUGUAUACAAUGGAUAGGAUCAAUUUGAGUAUUACAGCAAGG
Messenger RNA from Scheffersomyces stipitis CBS 6054, 2414 nucleotides. RefSeq names its product Gyp7p (gene GYP7). Gene Ontology annotation, biological process: activation of GTPase activity. The record is from RefSeq and is a predicted model, not a curated record. The transcript is spliced from 2 exons. Bases 1 to 2325 code for a protein of 774 amino acids. Gene Ontology annotation, molecular function: GTPase activator activity. NCBI's taxonomy places the organism in Eukaryota, Fungi, Ascomycota, Pichiomycetes, Serinales, Debaryomycetaceae.